This is a messenger RNA of Fusarium redolens, 1209 nucleotides long. RefSeq names its product P-loop containing nucleoside triphosphate hydrolase protein. Bases 1 to 1209 code for a protein of 402 amino acids. The transcript has a single exon. Gene Ontology annotation, molecular function: ADP binding. Lineage: Eukaryota; Fungi; Ascomycota; Sordariomycetes; Hypocreales; Nectriaceae. The record is from RefSeq and is a predicted model, not a curated record.
AUGCAUCAAUCCCUGCCGACGACCACCUUCCCCUUCCUUCCGGCCCCUUAUUCGGACGCGAAAGUCAGAUCAGCCAGAUCGUCGACAGGAUUCUCCGCCAAAAAAAAGCACAUUUCGCUCCUUGGUGCCGCUGGUAUCGGCAAGUCUUCUCUGGCCCGUACUGUUGCCAGGGACUCUCGAAUAGCCAAGGAGUAUCUCGCACAUCGCUACUUCGUCGACUGCGAAUCUGCGGUGUCUAUCAAUCUUCUUGUCACGGUUACCGCCGGAGCGGUAAAUAUUCGGACGGAAGAAAACUCGCAGAGCCUCCGAAGCCACGUGAAGCAUUUCCUUGCACGGCAUGCGACACUCCUUGUUGUAGACGGCUUUGAAACAGUCUGCGAGAAUGAUACUGUCCAAGUGGAGAGCUUCCUCCGUGAACUCCGCAAAAUAAAGUCCUUGUUACUUAUUCUGAACAUCCGUGGAACCGAGGUGCCCUUGCCUGAGGCUUGGUGCAAGCGACUUGAGGUGGAGCCGCUGGAUAUCGAUCAAGCGAAGGACAUGUUCAUUUCAAUCGCUCAUGAGAGUAAGGAUGGUCCAGUUCUGGAUGAUCCAGGUUUUAUGGAACUUGUUUCUGCUAUGGACGGCUUACCCCUCGCCAUAGAACUGAUGGCCAAACGUGUUCUAGACCAACCGGACAGGAAGCUGAGUCACCACCUCCAACAAUGGAUGAUAAGUCAUACUGCUGUCCUUGGACGUUCGGUACCAAGUCGCCUUACCUCUCUCGAUUCAUCCCUUGAGUUGUCCUACAACAGCCCUCGCAUGAUGGUCGACGCACGCAACCUCCUGGCUAUCCUUUCUUUACUCCCAGAAGGCCUCCCAAUCGACGAAAUUCGUAACGUCUUGCCGUCUGCAACCGAAGAUCCUAGCUGGCCAUUGCUGAAAACUUCCUUUGGGUUCCAACAAAACGAACGAAUCAAGCUGCUUGGCCCCACCCGGUCUUUCAUCCUCAGGAAACAGACGCGCACUCCAAUUGACGACAAGCUCCUUGAGCCUCUCAGGAAUUACAUGUUCCGCCUCGCCGCCACAGCAAGAGGAUUCGGCGGUGCCAACGGAGCCGACGUCGUCGAGCGUCUCACUCCUGAGAUUGGAAACUUCAAUACCGUCAUCAGGUACCUCCUCAAGAUUCGCCAUGAAGUGGGUAUCCAUCUGACUCGCACCGCGCAUGAUUGA